Messenger RNA from Mya arenaria, 2386 nucleotides. Its product is annotated as U3 small nucleolar RNA-associated protein 25 homolog. Gene Ontology annotation, biological process: maturation of SSU-rRNA from tricistronic rRNA transcript (SSU-rRNA, 5.8S rRNA, LSU-rRNA). Gene Ontology annotation, cellular component: nucleolus; small-subunit processome. Lineage: Eukaryota; Metazoa; Mollusca; Bivalvia; Myida; Myidae. The record is from RefSeq and is a predicted model, not a curated record. Gene Ontology annotation, molecular function: rRNA binding; U3 snoRNA binding. The coding region runs from base 22 to 2334 and encodes 770 amino acids. The transcript has 21 exons.
UGUUGCCUGCUGCCGUCAAACAUGGGAAAGCCAAGAAAGCAAGAUUUUAAGAGAAAACGACCGCAAAUCGAUCUUGGAUCUCUAUCUAAGAAACAGAGAAAGAUAUAUAGAACUGAGAAAAAAACAAAAUUACAAGGAAAUAGGUCGAACAAAGAUGCUGUUGAAAAGGAUCAUCCACAAAAAGUACCAGAACAGGAUAUUGAGAGUGAAGAAGGCAUUUCCAGCUCCUCCUCAGAAGACGAGGCCAGCCCUUACCAGCAGCUUGUGUCAACACUCAUAACUCCCCGGCCCGCACAUAAUACACACAGGGACUCCGAUGAGUCAGACAGUGAAGAUGAGGAAACAGAAAAUUUGGAAAACAAUCAACAAGAAGCAGACAGAGAACAGAUGUCUGAUGAUGAUGAUGAUGACAAUGAUGAUGACGUUGUUGACAGAAGUGAUGAGGAGGUCGAGAGUGUAAACAGUGACGGUGAAGCAGAAAUGAUAGGUUUAGAUGAUUUGAGUGGUGAUGAUGAUGAUGUAGCAGAAAAUGGUGAAGAAGAAGGCGGGGUUGGUGAGGGAGGAGAAAGCAGUGGGGAGGAGAUGGGGAUGGAGGAGGAGGAGUCCGACCAGGAUGAGGACACUGCACUACACGAUACAGACCCUUUCCUUAAACACUUUGAGAUUGAGCUAGAGGAAAAUGUGGCUGACAAGCUGGGGGCGUGUCCCAAGUGUCAACGUGAACAGGUCCAGAUAGCAGGGGUUGGUCCAGCCCUCCAGCAGUGGCCGUUGCCUGAGCUGAAACCCACUGUCCUUCCAAGGAAGGACAAAAACCUCACUGAUGCGCAUGUGAGACAGUCAUUGUGCUCCAACUUGGCUGAAGCAAACAGAAAAAUGUGUAAUGUUACAUCAGGUGGCCUGUCAUCUUUCCAGAGUGGAAUGUUCUCCAUCAUUAACAACUACCAGGACUUGCUGUACAGUGAUCGCAAUGCAGAGACGGGGGAAAAGAUACGCUUGCUGUACUGCCUGCAUGCCCUCAACCAUGUUCUCAAGACAAGAAAGAGAGUGAUAUCUCACAACACAAAGAUUAAACAGAAAGGCCAGCUUAGUGUUGAUGAGGACUACAGAGACCAGGGUUUAACGCGACCCAAGGUACUGAUGGUGCUUCCAUUUCGGGACUCGGCCAAACGUGUAGUGGAUAUGUUCAUUCAGCUCCUUAACCCCACAGAUCAGGGUUUUGUCUCGAAUAAGAAGCGUUUCCAGUCUGAGUACUCUCUGCCAGCUCAAGAGGAGCCGAAGAAAGGCUACAAGCCACAUGAUUAUGAGACCACAUUUGCUGGGAACAUUGAUGACCAUUUCCGUAUUGGUAUUGGUGUUGCCAAGAAGACCCUGAAGCUCUAUACCAAGUUCUACAUGUCAGAUAUCAUCCUGGCCUCACCCCUGGGCCUCCGCACUCUCAUUGGAGCUGAGGGGGACAAGGAGCGUGACUAUGAUUUCUUGAGCUCCAUUGAGCUGUUGAUCAUUGACCAGGCAGAUGUUCUCAUGAUGCAAAACUGGGACCAUGUGUUGCAUAUCAUGCGUCACCUGCACCUUCAGCCCCUGGAGGCACACGGGGUCGACUUCUCCCGUGUCCGCAUGUGGACACUCAAUGGCUGGGCCCGGUUCUACCGACAGACCCUUGUGUUCUCAGGAGUGCCUGUACCAGAGGUGGCAGCCCUCUUCAACAAACACUGUCACAACAGGAGUGGCAAAUACCAGAUUAUGAGAAAGCCCACCUGUGGCUCCAUCUGCCAGAUUGCGGCACAGCUGCCUCAGGUCUUUCACAGAGUGGAAAGCACUUCCAUUACAAGCGUCCCAGAUGACCGAUUUGACUUCUUUGUUAAAAAGGUAUUCCCGCAGCACUCCAAAUCUGGAGCCUCACAGACCCUCAUCUUUGUACCAUCAUACUUCGACUUUGUCAGACUCAGGAACUACUUCAAGCGAGAAGAGAUCAGCUUUCUUCAGAUUAGCGAGUACUCAAAGGAAAAGACAGUGAAUACAGCCAGGAAUCUGUUCUACCACAGGAGGUUGCCCUAUCUCCUUUACACAGAGAGGUUCCACUUUUAUAAACGAAUGCGCAUUCGAGGCAUACGGCAUCUGAUUUUCUAUGGGCUGCCCCAGUACCCUCACUUCUACAGUGAGAUGUGUAACAUGUUGGGCGAUGUUCGUGGCAAGGCAAGGGCAGACAGUCUCUCUGUUACGAUCGUCUACUCCAAGUUUGAUGCCCAGAGACUGGCUGAAAUAGUUGGCAAUGUGCGUGCUGGACAGAUGAUUAAUUCACAAAAGAGUGUGCACAUGUUUGUGACUGGAGAUUAAUGGAUAUCUGUUAGUGUCAUUAUUUUACCAAUAAAAAACUUAAGAAGCAUGA